Molecule: messenger RNA, 825 nt
Organism: Chiloscyllium plagiosum (whitespotted bambooshark)
Lineage: Eukaryota; Metazoa; Chordata; Chondrichthyes; Orectolobiformes; Hemiscylliidae
Source: RefSeq, a predicted model, not a curated record
GCUAACUCAGCCGUGAGUGGUGACGGCUGUCAGUCUGGGAGUCGAGCCUCCUAUCGAUUACAGGUGAUUCAGACCCUGGUCCAGCGGUACAUCGAAACAUCGCGACAGGAAUUUGCAGAGAAACAGCGGAAGGACCUCGGGAACCGUAUCACCGAUUUGGGGAAGUUUGUGGGUCGUUUGCAGUCAGAGAUUAAACGUCUGCGGUACAGCAUGGGGGCUGCUGGAACCACCGCCACCAAAUCCGGUGAUGCCUCUGCCGUCCUGGGCAAAUACAUCCUGGGCGCCCGGAACCGAUUCCAGGAAACCGACCAGGAUGACGAAUCCCGCUCCCCGAGGGCAUCCUUUAAAGUGACAGUCCACCAGGACUCGGAGGAUGGAGCCAACAGCAAACCUGCCGAAGUGGGGGAUGAAGCUGACCAAUGCCCCCCUUACCCCAGUAAGGCAGCGGGAGAUGGCACUGCCACAGAGACCACUCUGAAACCCGAGCAGCCCUCAACCACAGGCAAGAGCGAAGGAGAUUCUGAGACGGCAGCUCAGGAGAAAGAGUGAGACAUCCUCACUUUUUACAAAAAGACUUGGGAUCAGGAAGUCCAUGCUCCUCCUGGAUUGGUCAGACGUUUUGCAUGCACUCUGCCUCAGCGCAGUCUCACUGUACCACCGCUCAACUCAUCGCUAUUCUCUCUGUCACAAACAAAGCAAACUGUCUUCGAUGCUCUCUCGCUCACUCACUCGGGUUUUUAUUAACAAUCAGAGUACUGCGGAUACCGGAUACUGCGGAUACCGGAUACUGCGGAUACCGGAUACUGCGGAUUCCAGAUACUGCGG